This is a messenger RNA of Cygnus atratus (black swan), 3813 nucleotides long. RefSeq names its product solute carrier family 35 member B2 (gene SLC35B2). Bases 140 to 1396 code for a protein of 418 amino acids. Gene Ontology annotation, cellular component: endoplasmic reticulum membrane; Golgi membrane. Gene Ontology annotation, molecular function: 3'-phosphoadenosine 5'-phosphosulfate transmembrane transporter activity. The transcript has 4 exons. The record is from RefSeq and is a predicted model, not a curated record. Lineage: Eukaryota; Metazoa; Chordata; Aves; Anseriformes; Anatidae. Gene Ontology annotation, biological process: transmembrane transport.
UGGGGCGGCCGGCAGGGGGAUCGCCGCCGCCGCCGCCACCUCCUCCGGGAGCGGGCCGAGGGGAGCCGGCCGGGAGCGGGGCCGGGCCGGAGCGGGCCGCAGAUUUUGUGUUCCCCUCGUGCUGGCUGCUCUCCCCACCAUGGCUGCUGGUGAAGAGUUCCCCCCUGCCCUGCAGGACGCGUGGGGGGACUUCUGGCUCUUCCGUUUCUUCGUUAAUGCUGCUGGCUACGCGAGUAUUGUGGUGCCAGGAUUCCUCCUCAUCCAGUACUUCAAGAGAAGGAACUACCUGGAGACAGGCCGAGGCAUUUGCUUCCCUGUCAUCAAGUCAUGCGUGUUCGGCUCCGAGGUGAAGUCUGUACACCCGGACGAUGGCUCCCUGCCGCCCCGAGCAGAGCCCAUGGAGUCCUCUACAGCCCGACAGGUCCUGAAGCUGCUCUUCUGUGCUGCUGGUCUGCAGGCCUCCUACCUCACGUGGGGCGUCCUCCAGGAGCGCGUGAUGACGAGGACGUACGGUGCCACCGAAACGGACCCCGGUGAGAAGUUCAAGGACUCCCAGUUCCUCGUGUUCAUGAACCGCAUCCUGGCCUUCACGGUGGCCGGGCUGUACUGCGCCCUGACCAAGCAGCCGCGCCACGGGGCCCCCAUGUACAAGUACUCCUUCGCCUCCCUCUCCAACAUCCUCAGCAGCUGGUGCCAGUACGAGGCGCUCAAAUACAUCAGCUUCCCCACCCAAGUGCUGGCCAAGGCCUCCAAGGUGAUCCCAGUGAUGAUGAUGGGUAAACUGGUGUCCCGCAAGAGUUACGAGUACUGGGAGUACCUGACGGCUGCCCUCAUCUCCGUGGGGGUCAGCAUGUUCCUGCUCUCCAGCGCUCCCAACCGGCACGCCUCCACCGUCACCACUUUCUCGGGCGUAGUGCUCCUGGCCGGCUACAUCAUCUUCGACAGCUUCACCUCCAACUGGCAGGACGCCCUCUUCACCUACAAGAUGUCCCCCGUGCAGAUGAUGUUCGGCGUCAACGUCUUCUCCUGCCUCUUCACGGUGGGCUCGCUGCUGGAGCAGGGCGCCCUGCUGGAGUCGCUGCGCUUCAUGGCUCGCCACUCGGAGUUCACGGCCCACGCCGUGCUGCUGUCGGUGUGCUCCGCCUGCGGCCAGCUCUUCAUCUUCUACACCAUCAACCAGUUCGGCGCGGCCGUCUUCACCAUCAUCAUGACGCUCCGCCAGGCCUUCGCCAUCCUCCUCUCCUGCCUCAUCUACGGGCACACCGUCACCGUCGUGGGCGGGCUGGGCGUAGCCGUCGUCUUCGUGGCGCUCUUCCUCCGCGUCUACGCCCGCAGCCGCAUGAAGAAGCGCAGCAAGAAGCUGCCGCCCGGCGAGACCCCCGCGCAGAAGGUCUAGGGAGCUGGGGCCGCGGCCUCCGAGCUGCGCCUGCUGUCCUGCCUCUGCUGGGGGGGCACUCGCUUGAUUUCUCGGACCCCGCCGAGGAGCAGGGUGGGGUACGGGUAGGCUGGACCAGUGACUCGCUUUUCCAACUGCUUUUCCUGGGGAAGGGGCUGCAGCGAGCCCAGGCUGCCACAGCUCCAAACCUUUCUCUUUGCCUUAACGGGUCAGAGGCUUCCAGCCGAGGCACAGGCUCAGCCCCGGGGGAAAACCAGCGUGGAACUGCUGGUGCGCCUGCCCCGCUUGCGCCUCGUGGCUUCCCUCCAAGGUCACUGAUUGAACAAGGGAGCUCUUUUCCCGGCCCUGUCUUGCCUGCGGCUGACACAUCUCCGUUUCCGUCACUACUACGGAGCUCAGCAGGAGGAAGAAAAACACUAGCUCUGUCUUUGAAACACCUCUGCAACGAGGGAAGCGCCGAGCUGAGCCUGUGCCAGGGCUGGGAGCAGUAGGACGGAAGCUCCCAGCCCCUCCAGCCCCCUCUUCCCAGGAGGUGCUCCAGGUGGGACAGGCACGGCUGUGAGGCAGCCUGUCCUACCCCAGGCCUGGGAUCUGCUCUGGGAGAGCUGGAGUCGAAGCCAGGGCCUCCGUUUGGGUUCGUCAGUCCCUCGCCCCAGCUCCACGUCACUUUUCUUCACGCCUCCCAGUCCGGGCUGACGUUUCUGCAGACGGAGGCUGGCCGGCGCAGCUCCCGAGGCUCGCCGAGUUGCUGUCUGUUACUUUUCGGUUACAGCCGCUGCUGUUACAGGCCAAAGGCCGCAGCGCCCAGAACCCCAGCGUCACCUCCAGGCUGGCUCAGUGCAGUGGUUUCUGGGCUGUGUAGUUGCCGUUCAGAGAAGCACAACCACCACCCUCUUCAUUUUUUUCUUUUUUCCCCCUGCCAGCUGGAGGCAUUGACCCCAGCUUUCUUGGGGUCUUGCCAGAGCCCCCCCCAGUGCCUGGAGGGCUGCGGGACGGGGCAGGCAGAGCCCGCUGCGGUGCCUUGUCCCCGCUCCGCAGGGGGUGGAGCACGCGGGCACCAGCAGCAGGGGAAGGGGCAGGGGGGGGCCGCUCCCACCGCUCUUCCCCAGGAGCCCGGCUUUUACUGGCUGACCCUGUUCCUCCCCACGCGACCUGACUGACAAGCCAGCAGGUUUUGGUACUUUUGAAAGGCAACUUUUUUCUCUAUUUUAUUAAAUUAAAGAUAUGCUGCAUAUAGUACCCCGGGGGUAAGCGUUCCGUAUUUUUUUCUUUUCUCUGCACCUGGAAGGAGGGGAACAAGCCUCCCCAACCCCUUCCCUAGUCUCUCUGAGACAAAGCUUUCUGGGUUUCCUUUCCAAACAGAGGUCAGCCAGAGCUGGACCCGCAGCGACAAGGCGCCUCAGGGCAAGAUCCCUGCACACACAGCUGGGCAGCACUGCCAGGGAGCAUCGUCUCUGCUUACGGGCGUCAUAGGGAACAGGCUUUACGGGGUACACUUGUACCCAUGCCAGCUCCCCGCAUCCCAUCCACCCGCCCAGUGCACGCCUUGUGAAAAGCCUUGGCUCCAAGCUGAUGCUGUCUGGUCCUGGUGAGCAACAGGACCUUGGCCUAACACCCGGAAAAAUGGGAGAGGCAGGAGACAGAGGAGAUGAGGCACGGGAGCGGCCUGUAAGGGUAACAGACCUGGUGCUAAGCACAGCCCAGGCUUCCUAGCACUUGGCUCUCCAGUUUUACCUAAGCUCCCUUCUGUCACCCUUCCCUUUGCCUCCACUUAUUUGCUACAAAUUCCCCCCAAAUGUUUGUCACCCUCCCAGUGUGCUGCCAGCCUAAAAUAGAGCAGACAUUUUGGUUUUAAACAGCAGUUUCUCUGUGCCACGCUGGGAACGGGACCCUUUUCUCGUUUAAAACAGAUUGGAGGAACUGUUCAGGACGGAGGCCGGCUAGAACCCACUCCAUCUCGUGCCUGCGGCUGCUGGGAAGCAGCCAGCGUGACUCGGUGUCCCUUUCCCCUGCCAAACCCAGAAGCCGGCGUGGCAGAGGGCGACAGUCCCACACCUGGGGCACGACUAUAGUGCAAAGGGCAGAUGAACCGGAGGUGCUGCCCCGGGCCUCUUGGUCAUCCGGGAAACUGGAAAGUGAGCAGCAGGAUGCCAAGCCCAGAAGCAGCAGGACAGAGGUGAGAGGAAAGGUGGAGCCGAGCCCAGAGCAAAAGCCAUUUGACACCAGAGCUGCGCGCAGGCAGCCAAGUAGUCGUGAGCAGUCACUCCCGCCCCAGCCCCGCGCCGCAGGGAACAUGCGGAUGGCUCCUGCCACUGCGCAGCCCACAGGGCUGCUCGGAUUAGACCAGCCCACGGCAGCGUGCCCAGCUGACAGGCACAGCUUGAAAACGUUUGUUCCUGGGCUGAGCCGCUGCCCAG